Closterium sp. NIES-65 is the source of this 1338-nucleotide messenger RNA. Lineage: Eukaryota; Viridiplantae; Streptophyta; Zygnematophyceae; Desmidiales; Closteriaceae. The record is from the annotation of a GenBank genome assembly.
AUGGACGUCACGGGAAUCUACGCGAGCAUUUUUGAGGACGAACGUUCGCGGAAGCCCCCCGUGUCCCCCCGAUCCCCGCGCGGCGGCUUCCGCUCGGCGGCGUCUGCCGCCCAACGCGGGGAUAGGGGCCGGUUCGCCCCGCCCUCCCCCAAAACUUCCCCCAGAAGCCCCCGCAGCCCUCGUUUCCGCCCAUCCGCCCCUUCCGCCGCUUCCGCUGGCGACAAGCGGCAGCCUCUUGCGACGCCAUGCGACAGCGAGCUUGAGACGGUCGACUCGGACGAGGAAUUUGUUCAAAUGCUGCGCGACGUCGCAGCCACUCAAAACGGCGCAGCAGCAGCAGCCGCCGCUGCUGCACCUGCUGCUGCUGCUGCUGCUCCUGUUGCUGCUGCAGCAUUAGAGCGUUCGGCAAGCAUGCAUUCACCCUCCAUACUCAUCAAAGGGCGCCCUUCAGCAGUUUCCUCCUCACCCUCCCUCCUUCCAUCCCUCACUCCCUCACACUCUCCCUCACACUCACCCACACUCUCCCCAACCAUCUCCCCAUCUCAAUCCAUCGUCUCUCUGUCCCAGUCACAACCACAUGGCAUCUCUCCCUCACACUCCGUUGCUUCUCCCUCACAAUCCGUCGCCUCCCGCUCUCACUCACUCUCCCCAUCACAUUCCAUUGCAUCCCCAUCACAAUCACACGCACUCUCCCCCUCACAAUCCGCCGCCUCAUCCCCACGCGAACCUGCAUAUUCCUCCUCCUCUUUCCCCCCUUCCCCACGCGGACGCGCGUUUCCCCCUGGUCUCCCCACUUCCCCGCGGGGACGCGCGCUCCCCCCCGCGUUCCCCCCUUCCCCACGCGGAACUGCCCCCAUCCCCCAUGCCUUCAGCAGCACCGCAUCCUCCCCCCGCGCCAGUGCCCCCCGCGUUGCCCCCUCCUCCCCCCGCGGCAGUGCCCCUCCCGCUGUCCCCUCCUCUCCCCGCGCAAAUGCUCCCCGCACUGCCCCCUCCUCCCCCCGCGCCAGCGCCUCCCGCGCUGCCCCUUCCUCCCCCCGCGGAGCUGCAUAUCCCCCCACUGUUGCUUACCCCCCUUCCCCCCGCGGAAUCUCUUUCCGCCAGACGCCGCCUGCAUUUCUGCCUGAUGCGAGUCGUGCCGCUGUUGCUGCCGCUGCUGCUGCUCCUCCUGCUGCUGCGGCUGCUACUCCUGCUGCUGACAAGCCAGCUCCAUACACGUUAAGAACAAACUCGUCUGCGUUAGUAGACCCACCAGCCUUGUGUCUCCUCCCAGUCACCACCCUCCACCUCUUGUCACCCCUCCCAAUCGCUGCCUCCACUCAAGAAAUCCUCAUCUCAUGA